UCUUGUAAACAUGGCGCCUGUACACAGUUCACCUGCCCAGUUGACGUGUUUUCUACUUUUACUGCUAUUAGCAGGUGUUUCGGUCAGUGAUUAUUGUAGCGGUUAUUGGGACGACUACAAUACAUACCAGUUCGGAUUUUUGUGUGAUUCAUACUGUUGCGGUUCAGAUACAGACAAAUAUUGUUGUAGCAUUGACCCAGACGGUAUUGAUGACCUAUUCAAUAGUGAUUGGAACAACCUGAAUGAAGACAUCGGAGAUACCGCAGAACACAUAACCAAGAUAAUCAUUGGUGUUGUUUGUGGUAUAAUUGGUUUGAUUGUACUAAUCGUUAUUAUCGCCGUCGUAGCAUGUGUAUGCUGUAUUUCAUCGUCAUCAUCUCCAAGUAGUAGGACCGUUGUUCACAACCAAGUUGCUCAGAGUCCUCAGGCAGCGGUCGUCUCCUACAAUGCAGCGCCUGUUGCUUCCCCUGUUUACAUGCAGACAGGACCUCCUCCAAUGUAUGGUCAACCACCACCAAUGUAUGGUCAACCAGCAUAUGGAUUUCAACCAGACCAAACACAACCAGCACCAAUAAACGACCCUGCGUACCCACCCCCUACUUCAUGCCCUGUAUGAGAAGGACACUUUCACCUUAAAACCUGUAAAAUAGCCAUGACCGUCGCACUUAUUUUCAUUUUGCGUCAUAACCGAAGAUAAAAUAAUAACGUUGUUCGCUGAUAUAAAACAACGUUCGGGCAACGUUGUCACAGAUUGCUUAUUUGCAAAAAUGUAAACAAAGUCGCUACAAUGCGACGGCAAAUAGCAAUACAGACUCCUCUUUAUUGGGGCAGAAAUGAUAACAAUAAGCAAAAACACAGAAUAAAUAAACAGUUUUGAACCAGUACAACCGUUAGACCAGCAUAUGUAAAUAUCGCAUCGAAUUAUUUAUAAUUAACUAAUACUAGUAAAUUGGUUGUCUGAGUUCUAACAAUAGUUGAAGAGACAACGCGUCUUUCAGAAUGUGUGUGUACUUAGAUUGUAGAGAAUUAUUUUAGUUUCGAUAAAUACAGGACGUAUUUUACAUUUACAUUUACCUGCACAUUCCACAUAUACACAGAAAUAAAAACCGCUUUAAACCA
This is a messenger RNA of Saccoglossus kowalevskii, 1119 nucleotides long. RefSeq lists its product as uncharacterized. Lineage: Eukaryota; Metazoa; Hemichordata; Enteropneusta; Harrimaniidae. The record is from RefSeq and is a predicted model, not a curated record.